Penicillium maclennaniae is the source of this 846-nucleotide messenger RNA. RefSeq lists its product as uncharacterized. Bases 1 to 846 code for a protein of 281 amino acids. Lineage: Eukaryota; Fungi; Ascomycota; Eurotiomycetes; Eurotiales; Aspergillaceae. The record is from RefSeq and is a predicted model, not a curated record. The transcript is spliced from 5 exons.
AUGCCCAAAAAAAAAUGGAAAGAGGAACUUCGCAAAUUCUUGAGAGGCGAGCCGGCUGACCCGACUGAUCAGGACGAUCAGAAGUUUUAUUCCCUGUGCCAGAAGGCUGUGAAUGAGCAAAAAUCCAUUUUCGCAGCACUUCCCAUCUCAAGUCUCAAUCUGGAGGAAGUGCAGGUGAUGCUAGGUCUGGAGCUCACACUUGAGGACCCCGAGCUUGCAGCCGUGACCACCGUUGCGAUGUCAUCGGAACUUACCAACGUCCUGAAAAAGAUCGAAAUGGCCACCUUGCGAGGUCAACCGAACGAAGCCAUUAUCCGAAUAACUGUCGACAUGCUAAUUAUCUAUGCUCUCGAUGCUGCCAGGUCGAGGAAUUCGACCGGUGCUCGUUCUCUGCCUACAGGCGGAGAGACAAUGGGGCUACGGUCCAGUAAAACAAGAAAAAAAGCGUCGCAGACUAGUGGGGAAGCCGGACUACGCAGUCUGCGAAGAGAAGAGAGUACGGAGCAACUGGGCUACCACAGUGUCUGGCAUAUAUGGGAAUCGUACAUAGGCUACGGAAAGAGGCUGGCAAAAAGAACUGCACUGUCUAUGGCAUGGUUUCCGAUGACCGACACUUCUGCUUUCUUAAAAUCAAUGACAACUCUCAGGUGGUCCGAACGUUAUCUGCGAACCCGUGUUAGAGACUACAGUGAGAUUAUGGGUUUACUCGUACAUUUUUUCCAGAAGGCAGCGAUGAUGUCGCCUACUCAUUCGAAGGAAUCGUCUCGACAAACUCAUAUCAAGGAGAACUCCGGAUCUACAGUUUAUUCGUCAGCGGAUGGUGAUUCCCUCAUGGGUGAUGCCUAG